Messenger RNA from Pestalotiopsis fici W106-1, 2019 nucleotides. RefSeq lists its product as uncharacterized. Lineage: Eukaryota; Fungi; Ascomycota; Sordariomycetes; Amphisphaeriales; Sporocadaceae. Bases 1 to 2019 code for a protein of 672 amino acids. The transcript has 3 exons. The record is from RefSeq and is a predicted model, not a curated record. Gene Ontology annotation, molecular function: zinc ion binding.
AUGAGUCAAAGAACAGAAGCUGCACAAUCCAAUCGCGUUGUGCCAAAGCCUGUGCCUCAAUCCCAGACCCAAGAUCCGAGGAAAUACCAGAUUGAGCAGCUCAAGAAGCGAUUCGCCGCGCAGAUAUCGAACCUUCAAAAUGGCGUCACAAACGUGUCGUUUCACCUCAAGCCGUCAGAUCCCGACUUUCCCUUUGAGUUGGACUAUUUAGAUUGCGAGGUGCAAGUCCCAAGGCACUAUCCACAAGAAGCCCCUCUUCUUCGGGUGAAGAACAAGGACAUCCCGCGCGGAUUCAGUAUCAACAUUGAGGCUGGAUGGGACAAGCUCGUGGGCGAGAGGCAGAGUGCUACUCUUCUGAACCUUACCAAUGCACUGGAUAAGAACCUCGAGGCAUUCUUGUCAGAGCAGAAGUCCGAGACGGUGACGCUCAUGACGUUCAAGGACACCAGGCACCUAGACAGCUCACCGGCAACCUCGGGCGAGAACAGUGUCCGAGAGGCGACACCACAACCUGUCAAGGCGCCAGUACCCGCGAGGCCGUAUGUCCUAGAUGAGUCUUUCACUAGAGAGCAAAUGAUAGAGGCCAAAGCUAGACGAGCUCAAGAAACGAGGCAGCUGGAAGCACGCAUGGGUCGCAUGUCCCUCUUCCAUAAAUCCGCCGAUGGCAUAGUCUACACGCUCCCGCUGGACCCCAGGCGCCGAUCGGAGCUGCCGACUGAACUUCGCCCUGUCAAUUCCGUUCAGUUGAUCAUUCCGCUACUUUACCCGCUGCAGCCCUUGAGAAUUCUGUUGAACGAUGUCGAGUCACAGGAUGCAGAAGCGCUGGAGGAGUUAUUUUUCGCCCGUGCUUCUCAGCAGAAACAAAUGACCUUGAUGAGUCACCUAAACUACCUUGCGCAGAAUAUUCAUGUCUUGGCAAAGACAGCCCACUCUGCCCUCGCGCGGACUACGUUGGAAUCGCAGAAUGCUGGCGUGGAGCAGCAUGCAGCAGACCUGGACAUACGUACUCCCGUGGACAAGGAUGGAAAGACUCAUAUCCAAGUUAUCCCGCGGCCUCCAGAAUGGACACUCAUAGACGAGCAUGGAAAUUCCGAGGAUUCAAGCGAUGACUGGGACUCGGAAGACGACUCUGAUGGUGGCGGCGUUUUAGUGGAACGAAUGAACACGAGUGUCUACGAGGCUGCACAUCAAGUCGAAAGUGGAACAUCAAUCUCGUUUCCCCUCGUGGAACUACACGGUAUCGAGUUGCUACAAGUCAUUAUUCUUGGCCUCAACGUAAAGUGCGAGCGAUGCCGGACCAUCAAUGAAGUGACUGGACUGAAGCCCAACAUGGAGAAGGCCAGCAGUUGCAAGAAGUGUGCUACGGCUUUCACAGUAAAAUUCAGACCCGAGAUGGUUCACCAGAACUCGGUCCGAGCAGGGUUCAUAGAUGUCGCAGGUUGUACUGUUGCUGACAUGCUUCCGAGUACAUUUGUGCCUACCUGCGGCAGGUGUUCAACACCAGGCCUCGGUCUCGUAUCCGUUCGAGGCGAGGUUACUACCAAUGUCUGCCGAGAAUGCCACGGAAAAUUCACUUUCAAAAUUCCAGAAGUCAAGUUCUUGGCCAUAUCACAUGGUGCAGCUUUACCACCGUCCACGGGGCCCAAGCGACGUCAAGAGAAGCUCGGCCUCCACGCCGGCGAGCCGCUACCGGACCGAGGUACCUGCCCGCACUAUAAACGUUCCUAUAGAUGGUUCCGAUUCUCGUGCUGCGCCAAAGUGCACCCCUGCGACAAGUGCCACGACGCUGCCGAGGAUCAUAUCAACGAAUGGGCAAACCGCAUGAUUUGCGGUUGGUGUAGUCGAGAGCAAAACUACGCCGUCGAGGCAUGCCUGUUUUGCGGCAGAAGUGUCAUUGGUAGAAAAGGCCGCGGCUUCUGGGAGGGCGGCAGAGGCACGAGAGACAAGACCAGAAUGAGUAGGAAAGACAAGAGAAAGUACCAGCGCGUGGGCGGCAGCGAGGCAAAGAAGAAGGACUAG